Molecule: messenger RNA, 582 nt
Organism: Thlaspi arvense
Lineage: Eukaryota; Viridiplantae; Streptophyta; Magnoliopsida; Brassicales; Brassicaceae
Source: the annotation of a GenBank genome assembly
UGUUCGCCGGAGAUUGUGUUAGGUUCUCGAAGAGUAGGCGAUUCCAGGCGAUUCAGAUACUCCAGAGCAACGAUGGGUAAAGCGGUGUCGAGGUGCUCGAAUGUGAUACAACUCCCUUCUUGUAUUUGGAACAUCACUAGUCUGUGCACAUUUAAUCUUGAUAAUCUCUCCAGUUUGGUUCAUGGAUGCUCAAGUCUUGUGAAGCUUCCUUCUAUUUCAAAUGCUUCCGAUAUUUACGAAUACUCGGGUUUGGUGGAAUCAUCCUCCUCAACUGGGAAUGUAAAUAAACUCAAGAAACUAAUUCUCAAUGGAUGUUCCAGUUUGGUGGAGCUCUCCUUUUUUAUUCAAGAUUUAUCUAAUUUCCAGGAAUUGGAACUUAGAGGAUGCUCUAAUGGGAAUCACAAACAUUCUGAUAAACUGGUUAUUAGAGGUGUUGAUAAUCUUCAAAAACAAAGAAGCCUAAGACUUCUGGAGCCCAACUCAGCUACUGAGAAUCCUACUGUUUCUCUUGAGUUCUUGAAAAACAAGUUCAAUAUCUUCUUUGGGGAUGAAUUUCCCCCUCUCUAUGAAAAGCCUUCCUAA